ACUACUGAUAAGACCCCGUGUACCUCACCACUGGCUGAUACGGCUCACUGCUCUGUUUGUAAUUGUGCCAGCGGCUGGUGGAUCAUCUGCUCUCCCGACCCCGGCGCUGUCAAAAGCCAACAACGCAAUGACAACCGGACUGGGGCCUGAUCCAACCAUACAUACCAGCCGUACAAGACCGUGAUGAGCUCCCACUGGUGGUACAUUUACCUCAUAGCACUCAGCCUGCUGGCCUGGCUGGUCGAUGGGCGACGGGAGGCCAAGUUCAACUGCACGCUGACCGCCAACUACUACGACUGCCUGUUCCGGGACGUGAUCAUACGCAGCGAGGCGGACGCGGACAGCAUCUUCUUCGGCGUGCAGAACUUCAACGACACCAGCAUCGCGUUCCGCGACUCCUCCAUGGUGGUGCUGCCGAAGAAGAUCUUCGAAACGUUCCCGGCGAUCCAGUACCUGUCGAGCGAUGCGUGCCACAUCCAGAAGCUGCUCGGCGGCACGUUCGCGAACGCGCAGCGCCUGCAGGAGCUGCACCUGUACGACAACCGGCUUACGCGGCUGAACAACUUCGUGUUCAACGGUGCGCUGCAGCUCGAGAUACUGUCGCUGUACAACAACACGAUCAAGCAGCUGGAGGAGCACGCGUUCGAUGGGCUUGGUCAUCUGCGCCUGCUCUACAUGGACGAGAACCAGCUGGAGAAGCUGCCGGAGGGUCUGUUUUCCGGGCUGGAGGAGCUGCAGAUACUGGAGCUGCAGCACAACCGCAUCAAGGAGAUCAACGACGACCAGUUCGUGCUGUGCCCGAUGCUGCGCGAGCUCAACCUGAGCGCGAACAUGAUCAGCACGUUCAACAUGUCGCAGCUGCAGUCGCUGAACAAGCUGGAAACGCUCGACAUUGCGCGGAACUAUCUGGACGAGGUGUUCGUCACCAAGUACCUCCGGACGCUGAACGCGCAGGAAAACCAGAUCAGCCGGAUCGUGAUGGACCAGGGCGACUUCUUUCAGCUGACGCACCUCAACCUCUCCCGCAACAACAUCGCGAACAUUAACAACAUCUUCAAGUUCCGCAACCUGAUCGAGCUGGACGUGUCGUACAACGAGCUGGUAACGCUGGACUUUGUCAUCUUCGCCUUUAUGAAGAACCUGAAGGACAUCAAGCUGAACAACAACCGGCUGUGGAUACUGGACAACGGUAUUCCGUCGCCGGCGAAAUCGCUGCGCAGCCUGAACCUCGCCCACAACAAGUUCCUCUACCUGGAUCUGGCCGUGCUGGACACGUUCCCGGCGCUCGAGUACAUCUACCUGCACGGCAACGAUCUGAUCGACAUGCAGAUGGAGGAGAUUGAGCAAAACUUCCCCUACCUGACGCUCGUCUCGUGCGACAACAACGACUGGGACUGCAUCAACCUGAUGCACAUCGUGACGCUGCUCGAGCGGGCGUACGUCAAGUGGUCGAACGGCAAUCGGAACUGCACCCGGCCGGAGCAGCACCGGUAUAUCUGCUGCACCUCAGCCGAGCACCAUCUGCGCGAGAAGAUUGUACGGCUGACGCGUGAAAUCUACAAAUCGCGCAAGAUGAUCAAGCAGCUGAUCAUGGAGAAUGCGGAGCUGCGUAGCGAGGUCGAGAUGCAGUAUCUGCCGAGCGACGGCGCUUAUCAGCAGAGCAUGUUCCACCGUCGGAAUCAUUGCUCAGUUUCAAUCCAUCAGUGGCGGAAGAAACACAGUGCUCCUGUUUCGAGUGCUAUAAUGUGCUGGUCACGCGCCGUAUCGCUAAUAAGCGUAAUUUUUUUAGCCUGUACCAACGGAGGACAGCCAUCCUACAGGAGUCAGCCAAAUUACGGAAAUAAACAAAGCUACUACGGAAAUCAGCAACACUACUACGUAAGACCACGACAGCCGGAAUACAAAUGCAUUGAGAGCAAUCUGCAGUACGACUGCGUGUUCUACGAUGUGCACAUUGACAUGCAAACGCAAGGCGUAUACUUUGGCUUUGCGGAUGUAACGCUUAACCGCCAGAAGAAUCUUGCCUUCAAAAACUCUACCGUGCGCAAACUGCCCGCUGCUUUACUCGCCUCCUACCGCCAGGUUGAGCUGCUUAAUCUGAACGACCUGCAGAUAGAGGAGAUCGAUACGAACGCGUUCGCAUACGCGCACACAAUUCAGGAGCUGUACAUGGGAUUCAAUGCGAUUCGAUAUUUGCCACCGUAUGUGUUUCAGAACGUCCCAUCGCUCACGGUGCUUGUGCUGGAACGGAACGAUUUAUCCAGCCUGCCACGCGGAAUCUUCCACAACACACCCAAGCUCAGCGUGCUGUCGAUGUCAAACAACAACCUGGAGCGCAUCGAAGACGACACUUUCCAAGCGACUACAGCGCUUCAAUAUCUGCAACUGUCCAGCAACAGGCUUACGCAUGUUGACCUUUCUCUCAUUCCCAGUCUCUUCCACGUCAACGUCAGUUACAACCUGCUCUCAACGCUUGCCAUACCGAUCGCGGUCAAAGAGCUAGACGCAUCGCACAAUAGCAUCAACGUCAUACGCGGGCCCGUCAACGUAGAGUUGGCCAUUCUGAAGCUCCAACACAACAACUUGACUGACACUGCCUGGCUGCUGAACUAUCCCGGACUGGUUGACGUGGAGCUUUCCUACAACCAGCUGGAGAAGAUAACGUACCAACAAUUUGUCAAAAUGCAGCGCUUGGAGCGACUGUACGUCUCCAACAACCACCUUGUGGCGCUCAAUUUUUACGGUCAACCCAUCCCAACGCUCAAAGUCCUCGACCUGUCGCACAACCACUUGCUGCACGUGGAAUGUAACCAGCCACAGUUUGAUAGGCUGGAGUACCUGUACCUCGACCACAACUCCAUCGUGACGCUUAAGCUUAGCAACCAUCAUACGCUAAAUACUCUUACACUAUCGCAUAAUGACUGGGAUUGUAACAGUUUACGUGCACUUUUCAGAACAGUUGCCCGACCUGUGAUAGACGAUGUUGACCAGCACUGCAAGAUUGACUAUUACCUUGAGCACGGUCUCUGCUGCAAAGAAAGUGACAACCCGUAUCUGAACCGGCUAUUACAGUACAUCGCCAUGACGAGCGUGGUGGAAAAACAGCGUAAAAAAGAACCCUGCAGUGCCACAGAUGCCAUCAACAGCGUGCAGAGUCUGGUCCACUUCAUCACACAGCAGGGUGUUGUGUCACUGGAGAGUAACGAACACCUCGAAGCCGAAGUCAACGAGCUGAGGGCUGAGGUGCAGCAGCUAACCAACGAGCAGAUACAACAGGAGCAGCUGCUGCAGGGGCUACACGCCGAGAUCGAUACCAAUCUACAACGGUUCCGCCUGCCCAAGGAUGAGCUAGCGCGCCCGAUUGAUAGUCUUAACAAACUAUUUACCCAUCUGAAGGAGCGCCUUUUGCAUGAGUUGGUCAAAUCACAAGUACUCGUUAAAAAGGCAGAUGAUAAGCUCAAGGACCAGAUGGAUGUUAUGCAACAAAAUAUAGAUCGCCGUUUGGAACGGAAAGCUAAACUUAGGAAGCAAUAUGCAUUGAGGCAGGAGACGAUGCUGAAGCGUCAAGCAGUGAAUCAAUUACUGACACAGCUCGGCAAUCACAGACCUAACUAGAGUGGUGCCAUUGUAUUAUGCAAGAUCAGAUGUCGGCAUUUUGUUAAAUAAAAACGUCGAAUUAAUAUAAUCAUGAUCCAUGCGGGCCAGUGAUCGAUAGCAAAAGUUCACUUUUUUUGUGGUGGUCUGUGCAAAACUUAGGCGUCAUCCAUGAAUUAUGUAGCGCUGAUAAGGGAGGUUUCCGAUUGUAAACGAUGAUUCUUCUUCUUGACUUAACAUUCUUCGCGAUUAUACCCGCCUAAAACGGAUUUUGCUACUUUUAUGUUCCUUGCUACUAUGGAUUCUCAAUCAAAUUCUUACUGCUUCGUGUUUGAGUUACGGGUUUACGUCUCACACACCUUCGCUAUUGUCCGGUCGAUGUCAUGCGGUGUGAUGUACGAAGUGCGUUGCAAAAUGAGCAUAAUAAAAAUAAUUAA
Messenger RNA from Anopheles merus, 4031 nucleotides. RefSeq lists its product as uncharacterized. The transcript has 4 exons. The record is from RefSeq and is a predicted model, not a curated record. Gene Ontology annotation, molecular function: protein binding. Bases 184 to 3615 code for a protein of 1143 amino acids. NCBI's taxonomy places the organism in Eukaryota, Metazoa, Arthropoda, Insecta, Diptera, Culicidae.